CAAGACGUUAACGGGUCAGUUGGAUCGCCCCCAGCGGCACCUUCUUGCGUUCACGAAGCCUCCGUUCCACACAGACGAACCUCUCGUUCUGCGAUUCCACCCGCACCUCUUCAGUUUACGUGGAUCUAUGUUCCAUGUUCGGUUGCUCACCCGCUCUCUCCAUACACCACCCAUCGACCCCCGCGAGACUUUUGUCCUACCGCUCGUAUUUACGUAUCGCCCUUCAUGGAUCCAUGUGAUGUUGCCGGUCCGGUCUUCCCAACAGAUCCAAUCACCGUAUCAGAGGAUUGUCUUCUUGGUGCAAUGUCUGCGAAGCGAGAUUUCGCACACCAACCAGCCGCACGUUGGCCGCCAAUCUCAGCUUCUUUCUUCGAAAUGCUUCUUUCGGCUGACAGCUUACUCGCGACCAGAUAAAUAUCAGCCUGCAGCAAAGCCCCGUCGUGUGCUAGAUUUACAGCAAUUCAGAAUCGUUCAUUCGUUCUCGUACCUCUUCCUUUGCUGGCUCGGGGUGUGGCCGAAUCAGCAGGAAAAGGCCUUGCACGCCAGGUCUGCAGCCAAGGCCACGAAGAUUCGGGAUCAUCGCUCGGAGUGUACUGCGUCCUAGGACAACACUAUGCUAGGAUCGUUGACAGGAGAGUGCCACGAUGUCAACAGAGCCCAGACACAGCGCUCAGUAAUGACGCCAGACACGAGCUGUUCAAGCACGUGAACCGAGUCCAUUAUGAGCAGGAUCGAGACCGUUCCAUAGCCAGGCAAUAUGUACACCAGACCGCAAAGAACAUUCCACCGCAGAACAACUCGAAUCGCAAAUCUGUCAACGCAGACGGAUC
Messenger RNA from Didymella exigua CBS 183.55, 830 nucleotides. RefSeq lists its product as uncharacterized. The transcript has 3 exons. Lineage: Eukaryota; Fungi; Ascomycota; Dothideomycetes; Pleosporales; Didymellaceae. The record is from RefSeq and is a predicted model, not a curated record. Bases 128 to 604 code for a protein of 158 amino acids.